GCUUCAGUUCGCCGUCAACUUCGCUCCGUUCCGUUUGCCACAAUGAUUCGUUUGUGCAUCGAUGUGCACCGUCAAUUAAUAUAAACAAAUACAACUAAGAGAAUGUUAGUGAACUUUGUGCUAAACAGAGAAGUGGAAGUGCAAACUCAACUUACAACCAACUUUUUACUUUGCUUAAUCAAAGAGCCAAGCUGUCCACCCUUUUUUUGAAGUCUCAGUGGAGCUGUCUAGCCAUCCCGCUCGCACACGGCUUGGCAAUCGAUAAGCUUAACAGCGGGGCUGUCCACUCGUCGGCUGCUGUUACUGUUAAACUUAGACAGCGAGUGUUUAAGGUAAAAGUUUCGAGCGACACGUCAAAAUAGUCGCCAUUUAAAAAGGACGAGUCGCAGUCGCAGUUGAAACGUUGAGUGAGAAGCUUUUCGUCGCGCUUUGCCAAUUCGCAAGUGUGUAAAAUAUACUAUCGAAAAUGAAACUACAAAUUCAAUAUACAAAUAUGUAUAAGGCUUGUUGUUAAAAAUAGCCGCUGAAGCUUUAGCACAACAACAAGUGCAUUUGUGCAACUUAAGUGAUCGAAAUUGAUUGUAACGAAAUUGGAACGCUGGCCGAAACCCGUUUAUCUCCAAUGAGGCGACACAUUCGGCGGAAGGAAAAUUCAUAAAUGAAAGCUUCUAAUUGCCGGAGAAUGACAAACGCGACAAGAAAUCAGCGCGAGCGAACAAAAGCAAAGCAAACUUUUUAGGCAGCCCUAAAAGCAGCAGCAGCAGCAGCAGCAGCGAAAGCCGCGAAAAUUGAGCCACCGAAGCGGCGGCGAUGCUGUUGAUGCCCACAUCCUGUGGGCCGGGGCCACCACCCACCGACCUCGGCCCCUCAUCCUCAUUCUCGUCCUUGCCCCCGCCAACCCAACGAGCGGCAGAUGAUGGAGACACAGUGCGGAGGUCAGGGACCCAGGCCCCAAGGACUAUUUCGGGGUCGAGCAUUCCCCAAUGGCUGAUAAUCCUCCUCGGUCUCUUCGCCAUUCUCGCCCAGACACCAAGCAGCCAGGUGGCCGCCGAGAAGAGUAAACACUAUUACAUGCAGUCGCUGUGUAAGAACCACUUCCUGCAGCAGCUGUAUCGGAAAAUCGAUGGGGCCGUGCUGUGGUCGCAGAACGAGCGGAACCUGGACUGCAUCAUUACCUUCCAGACGCACUCGGUGCUGCAGCGCUUCAUGCUCCGCUUCGACAUGCUGCAGCUCGACUGCAACGAUCACCUGCUGGUCUACGAUGGAGCCCAUGCCGUGGCCACGCCCAAGAUUGACAUCUCCUGUCGCAACACAAAGAACACCGUCAACGCGCUCCUGACGCGCACGAACUUUGUGACUCUGAAGUACGUGACCGAUGGCUGGGGAACGGAUGCGAACGGCUUCAAGUUGGUGAUUACGUCGGUGAAGGAUCCCAAGCACACCUGCAAGGAUUUCACCUGCGCCACCCGCGAGUUCUGCAUCCAUCCGGAUCUCCUCUGCGACGGCAUCAACCACUGCGGCGACAACUCCGACGAAUCAGUGCAGAAUUUGUGCCAGAGUGAGACGAGCUCCACGGUUUUCGGCCUGGACAUGACCUGGUUCGUCCUGAUCGUGGUGGGCGUCCUGCUCGUCCUGAGUGCCCUCAUCGUGGCGGUGGCCAUUUGCGUGUGCCGUCGCCAGGACGAGAACGCCGCCAACGCGAACACAGCGCUCCAGAUGCACCACACGGCCGACACGAACGGGUCGUCGAAGCAUCUGCACUACCACGGCCUCAGUGUCGGCGGGACACUGACGCGGGAGCACGGGCACACUCAACUGCCGGCGUCGGGAAACUGGCAUCACCCUGCGGGACCAUCCGGGUACCACCGCACUCCACACAACUACUUGAAGAUGGCCACCAAAGUCCGUCCCAUUUGGUGCUUGGCAAAUUCCGUCAAUUAGGUCAAGAUCUUUCGCACAACUCCGCCGGGCUCAGCCAGACGAACAUCGCCGGGUCUGGGCAUCCCAAUGCCAACGCCGUCGGCGCUGCGCAGAAGGACGAGUGGUUCGUCUAGGACCAGGCAGCACUGUGGAACGACCGAUUGACUUGAG
Messenger RNA from Drosophila elegans, 2091 nucleotides. RefSeq lists its product as uncharacterized. The record is from RefSeq and is a predicted model, not a curated record. Bases 811 to 1941 code for a protein of 376 amino acids. The transcript is spliced from 7 exons. Lineage: Eukaryota; Metazoa; Arthropoda; Insecta; Diptera; Drosophilidae. Gene Ontology annotation, molecular function: protein binding.